AUGAUUGAUGUCGUCAGAUUAAUUGAAUCAUUAAUGAAUCAUAUUUAUAAUGCGGGAGCAUUAAUUGCAGCCAUCAGCACGGCUGCUGAGGUAUUUAAUAGACUCUUUAAGGUUUGGCAAUCCGCUUCUACGACAAAACAUAAUCAUAAUACUAUGAUGACGGUCACUAUAAUCCUACCUCUUCUUUUGUUAGUUUCCACAGUUUCAUCUCAAUCCUACACAUUCCCAUUGGGACCAAAUCAACCGUAUCCACAGUAUAACAGUGAGUUGAGCAAUGAAAAUAUUUUGCUAAAAUCAAAAUUUUCAGAUAUGUACGAGUCUCGGUAUCCGUAUAUUCCAAGUCAGCAAAUUCCGCAAGGAGGAUCGGGAAUGAGUCAGAUGAGUCAGAUGGGUCAAAUGAAUCAGCUUCAGCCAGGUCUUCAAAUGAAUCAGAUUCCUAACUUCAGCCCCCGAUUCAAUCAGAUUCCAAUGCAUAAUCAACCACAAAAUCUAAUCCAGCAGAGGUUCCAGUUUAAUCCGAUGGCUCGGAUUCAUGUACAACCUCCUAUACAAGAUUCAUCCUUUCCUUCCUCGUUUCCAUCAAGCUCACCUCGCAUCACGUCACCAGUGAGCACUUCGGAAUAUCAGGUGGAUCAACGAAUCCCUCUUCCAAAAGCAUCGUCAGAGUCGCUUUCUUCCGCUGUCCCCACUCGAAUAAUUCCCCCAUUUCUAGAAAGUGCUUCCGUCGCUGAACAGGACAAAUUCUACGAAAUCGUGCAGCAUCCCACUUGGAGUGGAGUUGAGAAGAAUCGACGAAUCGAAGAGUUUAUGAAAACAAUGUCAGACGAGAGACAGUCGAUGUACACCAACUUCCGACGUGACGUCGUUGAUAAGGAGCUUGAGGAGAAGCGCCGAAAUGUUGAUCGCGCGGUGAGCUCAAUGACCAAAGAAGCAGCCGACGAGUUCCAACGCGUAGUACGAAUUAUGCAUGAUCCGUCUCGAACUGAAUCGGAGAAGCUGAAGAAGAUUGAGGAGAUCUACUCUAAACUCCCGGAUGCCAUUCGCAAGGAAUUCGAUGUCAAGCUGAAGGGAUUCCGAUAA
Messenger RNA from Caenorhabditis briggsae, 1080 nucleotides. The coding region runs from base 1 to 1080 and encodes 359 amino acids. NCBI's taxonomy places the organism in Eukaryota, Metazoa, Nematoda, Chromadorea, Rhabditida, Rhabditidae. The record is from RefSeq and is a predicted model, not a curated record. The transcript is spliced from 6 exons.